Mobula hypostoma (lesser devil ray) is the source of this 3527-nucleotide messenger RNA. RefSeq names its product lipoic acid synthetase (gene lias). Gene Ontology annotation, biological process: lipoate biosynthetic process. The transcript is spliced from 11 exons. Lineage: Eukaryota; Metazoa; Chordata; Chondrichthyes; Myliobatiformes; Myliobatidae. Gene Ontology annotation, molecular function: lipoate synthase activity; 4 iron, 4 sulfur cluster binding. The coding region runs from base 125 to 1234 and encodes 369 amino acids. Gene Ontology annotation, cellular component: mitochondrion. The record is from RefSeq and is a predicted model, not a curated record.
GGAGGACGAACGCAGCCGUAGUAUUGUCGCGGCCGAGAACAGGUCUCGUCUGUGUGGAGGCCGCUCACAGUAUUGUCGCUGAAGGUCGCCAGUGAUUUUCCACGUCGUUGUGCCGGUGGCGGAUAUGAAGUGGCUGCUGCUCGGCAGUGGCCGCCUGCGACCGGUUUAUGUUCGUGUCCUCUGCAAUCAGCUAAAGUCUUUCAGUACACUGCCAGACAAAAAGAAACAACUUUUGGAAGAGGGUCCUGACCUGCGGGAGUUUAUAUCUGGCGAAUUAUCAGAUAAGGGAACAUGGGAAGAGUAUAAAGGCAACCUGAAGCGCCAAAAAGGAGAAAGAUUAAGAUUGCCUCCAUGGUUGAAGACAGAGAUUCCUCUUGGGAAAAAUUACAAUAAAUUGAAAAAUACUCUUCGGAAUUUGAAUCUGCACACUGUAUGUGAAGAGGCAAGGUGUCCAAAUAUUGGAGAAUGCUGGGGAGGAGAAAAAGGCACAGCUACAGCCACUAUAAUGUUAAUGGGCGAUACCUGCACAAGAGGCUGCAGGUUCUGUUCUGUGAAAACCAGUCGAAAGCCUCCACCUUUAGAUCCGGAUGAGCCUAUCAACACAGCAAAUGCAAUAGCAGAGUGGGGUCUUGACUAUGUUGUGCUGACUUCUGUUGACAGAGAUGAUCUUCCAGAUGGUGGAGCGAAACAUUUUGCAGCUACAGUAUCACAGUUAAAAGAAAGACAUCCCAAAAUUAUAGUGGAAUGCCUGACCCCUGACUUCAGAGGUGACCUAAAAGCUGUGGAAGCAGUUGCAGUUUCAGGACUUGAUGUCUACGCACACAAUGUGGAGACUGUCAGGGAAUUGCAGAGGUAUGUGCGGGAUCCUCGGGCAAAUUUUGAUCAAUCGCUGAAUGUAUUAAAAUAUGCAAAGAAAGUGAAAUCUGGUCUUCUUUCAAAAACAUCCAUAAUGUUGGGACUUGGUGAGACAGAUGAACAGGUGUACUCAACGCUGAAAGAAUUACGGGAGGCUGGUGUGGAUUGUCUGACCUUGGGACAGUACAUGCAACCAACAAGACGGCAUCUAAAGGUGGAUGAGUACAUAACUCCAGAGAAGUUUAAAUACUGGGAAAAUGUGGGUAAUGAACUUGGAUUCUUAUUUACUGCCAGUGGACCCUUGGUACGCUCUUCAUAUAAAGCAGGUGAAUAUUUCAUGAAGCAGCUCCUAAAUAAACAAAUAGCUAAGCCAAGUUAGAUGACGCUGAAAACUGUUGACUACUUAGCUUUUAGAACUUCAUACUUCCAAGAACACUUAAUUUACUGUCCUUGAAUUUGUUCAUGGGAUUUCGAUCUGUGCAAAGUUUGCUCUGAGAAAACUGACAGAUGGCACUGAACCACUUGAUGGUGAUCAUAUGUUGAUAUAUAUAUCGGUUAUCUGCCAUCAUGUAAAUGCUUUGUGGAUCUGCUUCACGUGCAGUUUCUUCUCGGGAUAAUUUUUCCCCCACUAAAAAGACUUCAUUUAAAUUUUGACUGCAAUUCAGAAGGUGCAUUCCACGAAAACUUCUCUGGCCAUGGAUUUUUUUCCGGUUGAUUUUGGGACAUUGCACAAGAGUUUGUGACGUGAAUGUGGAGUACAAGACAGCUAUGCCUCCGUGUCCUGGGCAGUAAUGAAUAUUGAUUUGUUGGGAAAUUUAGCAAUUCUGUAAAUCAUUUAUGAGACCAACCAUUUUAAAAUACAUUUUUUUCUGCAACACUGCAGACUGAAGAUUUGAUCAAUAUAAUAUUGUGGAAAACACCACAAUAAAUAAUGUAUUCCUAUCUGAAGUGUUCAGCCACUGUUCUAAAUUUGUGUUACUAUCUAUAUUGUAAUUGAACUCCUUUGCCACCAUAUUACUAAAGGUUGGAAUAAAUUUGCUGUAAAAUACAGAAGUGAUGUUUUCAUAUGCUUGAGUCAGGAGAUGUGCACUGUAAUCAAUUAAAUCCUGGAUGUGUGCAACAUACAUGUGAAUGAACAAUACAUCUUGGCUGUAUUCAGUAAAACUACGUUAAAGAUUUGUACUGUACUUUCUGAACAUGUAAAAUUCAGAGAGCAAUAUAGCACAGAUACAGGCCCUUUGGCUCAAUGAAUCCAUGGCAGCUGGUCCCAAUUUCCUGUAUUUGGCCCAUAUUCCUCUAAACCCUGCCCCUUCUUGUACCACUAGAACCACUUUCCAGGUGUAUCUGUUUCAACCACUUCUCCUGGCAGGUUGUUUACUGUACUCACCAGCCAAUUCAUGAAAUAGUUGCCCUUUGAGGUCCCUUUUAAAUCUUUGCCCUCUGACUGCCAAGUCUAUGCUCCCUAGUAUUGGACUUGCCCACCUUGGGGAAGAGAUUGACUAUCCAUGUUGUCUGUAAGGUUGCCCCUCAUUUUCCUACACUCCGUGAAUAAAGACCUAACCUGGCCAACUUCUCCCUAUAACUCAGGCCCUCCAGUCCUGACAACAUAAAAUCUUUACUGCAGUUUAACUACAUACUUUCCAAGGAUAGGAUGACCAAAACUCUAUGUACUACUCCAAGGGUAGUGUUACAAAUGACUAUUAUGACAUGUCCUAACUUCUAAACUCAAUGCCCUGACUGGAAGGCCAGCGUGCUAAAUGCGUUUUUAACCCUGUCUACCUGUAAUGCCACAUUCAACAAACUCUGCACUUUUACUCCAAGAUCUCUUAGUGUCAUUACACUCCCUAAUGCUUUACCAUUCAUAGUCUCAAUCCUAUGUUGGUUUGACUUUCCAAAAUGUAUCACCUUACUUAUCUGUAUUGAAAUCCAUUUGCCACUCCUUGGCCCACUUCUGUAACUGAUCAAGCUCCACCUUGAUCUACAAAUAAUAAUCUUUACUAUCGACAGUACUAAAGAUUAUUAUAGAUCGAAGGGGAUUCUGCAAACUUACUGAUCAAACCUUGUGUAUUUGCAUCCAAAUCAUUUAUGUACUGAUGUGAGGAGAAGAUGGCGUGACACUGUGUGCUCGGUUGCUCCAAAAUGAUAUCGUACGUGUUAACUAGGGGCCGUGUACAAUCCUGAUUUGAUGGAGACGAACGUGAGAAGCACGGAGGACACCUGGAGAAACUUCUGAAAUGCCUGCUUCGCUGCCACUGCUACUGUGCGAUCGAGAAUCUCCGGAGGGGAAGGCUCCAAAUCCUCGGCUUUGCACAUUGCCUGUUGCCAGGUUGGGGUUGAAGUGCUCGGCAGAGAUGGUGCUUGGUGUCAGAGGGCUGAUCGGAGGCUCGAAGUUUUCGGACGGACUCAAGAGUCGGCUAUGGUCGGGUGCUUCCAGGAUGCUGCACCGGCAAGUUUGCGGUGCUGGAAGCUCAUGGCAGGAAGAGGUUUUUUUUUCUUCCUUCUACCGUCUGCGUGAGAUUAUGGGACUUUCGAGAGACUUUGAGACUUUUUUUUACUGUGCCCAUGGUGUUCUUCAUUAAAUUACGGUAUUGCUUUGCACUGUUGUAACUAUAUGUUAUAACUAUGUGGUUUUUGUCAGUUUUUCAGUUGGUUUGUCUUGUGUUUCUGUGAUA